UUGUAAUUCCAGAACUCCCACAAGAAAAUGUUUGUAAGGUGGAGGAGGACGGGGUUUUCAGUGACCAGCACCUGCAUAAUCUGGAGAGGAGCUGCAGCCCGGACCAGGAGGAACCAGGGCAUCCACAGACUACAGAACUGGAGGAAGACUCCAGCGGUCAGGAGAUGAAGCACGAGGACGUAGAGGUGGAUGUCUCAUUGGUCAAUGUCGCUGAUGUGAAAGUUGAAAAUGGUGAACCAGGACCAAACUGUGGCCAGCUGUUGUUGCACACUUCUCCUGAAGCUCAAAACAAAGAUGAGGAAGGGACUGAAAGUUUACGCUCAGACUCCAGUAAAACUGCAGAUCCGCAGCCAAUGAGACGACACGGCGACCACGAAGAUGCUGCUGUCCCGUCAGACAGCAACUGUAAAUCAAAGCUGACCAGGACCCACACGGGAAAGAAGGCGUUUUCUUGCAGCACUUGCAGGAAAGAGUUCAGUAAAAGUAGUAUUUUAAUGGAUCACAUGAAGAUCCACACUGGCGAAAGGCCAUACUUGUGCAACACCUGCGGAAAAUCGUUUACUAAAUCAUCAGAUCUUAAACGCCACAUGACCACACACACGGGCGAGAAGCCCUACAUCUGCAAAACAUGUGGAAAAAGUUACAGGCAAAAUUCCAACCUGGUGGUUCACUCGAGGACCCACACUGGCGAAAGGCAACACCUGUGCAACACUUGCGGAAAAACCUUUACUCAAUCAUCACUUCUUAAACGCCACAUAACCACGCACACGGGCGAGAAGCCCUACAUCUGCAAAACAUGUGGAAAAAGUUACAGGCAAAAUUCCAACCUGGUGAUUCACUCGAGGACCCACACUGGCGAAAGGCCGUACCUGUGCAACACCUGCAGCAAAACCUUUACUAAUUUAUCAGAUCUUAAACGCCACAUAACCACGCACACGGGCGAGAAGCUCUACGUCUGCAAAACAUGUGGAAAAAGUUACAGGCAAAAUUCAAACCUGGUGGCUCACUCGAGAAUCCACACCGGUGAAAGGCUGUUCGUGUGCAACACCUGCGGAAAAACCUUUACUCAAUCAUCAAAUCUUAAAAGCCACAUAAUUACGCACACGGGCGAGAAGCCCUACAUCUGCAAAACAUGUGGAAAAAGUUACAAAGAUUGUUCCAACCUGGUGAUUCACUCGAGGACCCACACCGGUGAAAGGCCGUUCGUGUGCAACACCUGCGGAAAAACCUUUAUUAAAUCAUCACAUCUUAAAAGCCACAUAUCCACACACACGGGCGAGAAGCGAUUUUUGUGCAAGACGUGCAACAUAGGUUUUAGCCGCAGAAUUGAUUUGCUGAGUCACAUGAAAAAUCACCCAGAGGAGGAGAAGCCACAAGAAAAUGUUUGUAAGGUGGAGGAGGACGGGGUUUUCAGUGACCAGCACCUGGAUAACCUGGAGAGGAGCUGCAGCCCGGACCAGGAGGAACCAGGGCAUCCACAGACUACAGAACUGGAGGAAGACUCCAGCGGUCAGGAGAUGAAGCACGAGGACGUAGAGGUGGAUGUCUCAUUGGUCAAUGUCGCUGAUGUGAAAGUUGAAAAUGGUGAACCAGGACCAAACUGUGUCCAGCUGCUGUUGCACACUUCUCCUGAAGCUCAAAACAAAGAUGAGGAAGGAACUGAAAGUUUACGCUCAGACUCCAGUAAAACUGCAGAUCCGGAGCCAAUGAGACGACACGGUGACCACGAAGAUGCUGCUGUCCCGUCAGACAGCAACUGUAAAUCAAAGCUGACCAGGACCCACACGGGGAAGAAGGUAUUUUCUUGCAGCACUUGCAGGAAAGAGUUCAGUAAAAGUAGUAUUUUAAUGGAUCACAUGAAGAUCCACACUGGCAAAAGGCAGUACCUGUGCAACACCUGCGGAAAAUCGUUUAGAAAGUCAUCAACGUUCAAGAAGCAUAAAAUUAUCCACACGGGCGAGAAGCCCUACAUCUGCAAAACAUGUGGAAAAAGUUACACAGAACAUUCCACCCUGAUUAUUCACUCGAGGACCCACACUGGUGAAAGGCCGUACCUGUGCAACACCUGCGGAAAAACCUUUACUAAAUCAUCAAAUCUUAAACGCCACAUAACCACGCACACGGGCGAGAAGCCCUAUAUCUGCAAAACAUGUGGAAAAAGUUACAGGCUACAUUCCACCCUGCUGACUCACUCAAGGACCCACACUGGCGAAAGGCCGUACCUUUGCAACACCUGCGGAAAAACCUUUACUACAUUAUCAGCUCUUAAACGGCACAUAACCACGCACACGGGCGAGAAGCCCUACAUCUGCAAAACAUGUGGAAAAAGUUACAGGCAAGUUUCCCACCUGGCGGUUCACUCGAGGAUCCACACCGGUGAAAGGCCGUACCUGUGCAACACCUGCAGGAAAACCUUUACUAAAUCAUCACAUCUUAAACGGCACAUAACCACGCACACGGGCGAGAAGCGGUAUUUGUGCAAGACGUGCAACAAAGGUUUUAGCCGCAGAUUUGAUUUGCUGAGUCACAUGAAAAAUCACCCGGAGGAGAAGUCUGGUGACUCGUGACAAAUGAAGCUCAUGUUGUCGUCCUCCGGGGGCAGCUGUCCACUCCUGUCUGACCCACAGAAGAAGAACCCGCAGAAGUCCAACCACCACCUCCUGUGGCUGAUGAGCCUAAUCCCCUCCCCACAAGGGUUGCAGGUUCAACCCGGAUUUAUGCUUCUCCGUCAACUUGACGCAGAGGGAACGAUUUGGUUGUGUACUUUUUUUAAAGUUCUGCAUUGAGGUUGUUUGAAUCCCUGUUCCUUCUUAAAAUUGUAUUAUUUGUUGCUGUUGGUAACUUGUCGUCUCCACGGUG
Cololabis saira (Pacific saury) is the source of this 2859-nucleotide messenger RNA. Its product is annotated as zinc finger protein 850-like. NCBI's taxonomy places the organism in Eukaryota, Metazoa, Chordata, Actinopteri, Beloniformes, Belonidae. The transcript is spliced from 2 exons. The coding region runs from base 165 to 2567 and encodes 800 amino acids. Gene Ontology annotation, molecular function: DNA-binding transcription factor activity, RNA polymerase II-specific; RNA polymerase II cis-regulatory region sequence-specific DNA binding. The record is from RefSeq and is a predicted model, not a curated record. Gene Ontology annotation, biological process: regulation of transcription by RNA polymerase II.